Molecule: messenger RNA, 2120 nt
Organism: Oryzias melastigma (Indian medaka)
Lineage: Eukaryota; Metazoa; Chordata; Actinopteri; Beloniformes; Adrianichthyidae
Gene: ctps1a
Product: CTP synthase 1a
Exons: 18
Coding region: 216-2009 (597 amino acids)
Biological process (GO): pyrimidine nucleobase biosynthetic process; CTP biosynthetic process
Cellular component (GO): cytoplasm; cytoophidium
Molecular function (GO): identical protein binding; CTP synthase activity
Source: RefSeq, a predicted model, not a curated record
UCCGCUUUCCGAGCCAACUUUGAACGCACCGGGGGUUUUCGUCAGAAUGAGGGAUGCGAAGCGGCUCGUGGGCUGCGCACGUGUAGAGCACAUUUAGAGGUUGCUUUAAGAAAACGUCCUCUGGUUCUUGGAUCAGUAGUUUAUUUUAGAAUAGAGGAACUCUGAACCAUUUCUCGGCUGUGGCGAAACUCUGGACCGAAGAAGAUUCACGACUUAUGAGUAAAAUGAUGAAGUACAUCCUGGUGACUGGUGGGGUCAUCUCCGGCAUCGGUAAAGGCAUCAUUGCGAGCAGUGUGGGAACCAUCCUCAAGUCGUGCGGUUUGCAUGUGACGGCCAUCAAAAUCGACCCGUACAUCAACAUCGACGCGGGGACUUUUUCCCCCUACGAGCACGGUGAGGUGUUUGUGCUCGAUGACGGCGGGGAGGUGGACUUGGAUUUGGGGAACUAUGAGCGCUUCCUCGACAUCCGGCUGACCAGAGACAACAACCUGACCACCGGGAAGAUUUAUCAGUCGGUCAUCAACAAAGAGAGGAGGGGAGACUACCUGGGCAAAACCGUUCAAGUGGUGCCACACAUCACAGAUGCCAUCCAGGAGUGGGUGGUGAAGCAGGCCAAAGUGCCGGUGGAUGAUGAUCAAGUAGAACCUCAAGUGUGUGUGAUCGAGCUGGGGGGCACGGUGGGAGACAUCGAGAGCAUGCCCUUCAUCGAGGCCUUCCGACAGUUCCAGUUCAAAGUGAAAAGAGAGAACUUCUGCAACAUCCACGUCAGCCUGAUCCCACAGCCCAGCGCUACAGGGGAGCAGAAGACCAAACCCACGCAGAACAGCGUCCGGGAGCUGCGAGGCCUGGGCCUGUCUCCUGACCUGAUCAUGUGCCGCUGUUCUACUGUUCUGGAGACUUCAGUCAAAGAGAAGAUCUCCAUGUUCUGCCAUGUGGAGCCGGAGCAGGUCAUCUGUGUCCACGACGUGUCGUCCAUCUACAGAGUGCCCUUACUGCUGGAGGAUCAGGGUGUAGUGAGCUUUCUCAGCAGGAGACUCAACAUGCCCAUCGAGGCCAAACCCAGGAAGAUGCUGACCAAGUGGAAGGAGAUGUCCGACAGGUCGGACCGGCUGCUGGAGCAGUGCUCCAUCGCGCUGGUGGGGAAGUACACCAAGUUCUCCGACUCGUACGCCUCGGUCAUCAAGGCCCUGGAGCACUCUGCACUGGCCAUCAGCCACAAACUGGAGGUGAAGUACAUAGACUCGGCGUGUUUGGAGCCCGCCACCCUGCAGGAGGAGCCGGUGAAAUACCACGAGGCGUGGCAGAAGCUCUGCAGCGCCGAUGGAAUCCUGGUUCCAGGAGGGUUCGGGGUGAGAGGAACGGAAGGAAAGAUUCACGCCAUCACCUGGGCCAGGAAGCAGAAGAAACCCUUCCUAGGUGUGUGUCUGGGGAUGCAGCUGGCCGUCUGCGAGUUUGCAAGGAGCGUCCUGGAGUGGACAGAUGCCAACUCCACAGAGUUCGACCCAGAAACCAGCCAUCCUGUGGUUAUCGAUAUGCCAGAACACAACCCUGGGCAGAUGGGCGGCACCAUGAGGCUGGGGAAGAGACGGACCAUCUUCAAGAGCGGAAGCAGCGUCCUGCGGAAACUUUAUGGAGAUGCAGAGUAUGUAGAGGAGAGGCACCGGCAUCGCUUUGAGGUAAAUCCAGAGCUGAAGAGUCACUUUGAGGAGAAAGGCUUCCGGUUCGUUGGUCAGGACAUCGAGGGGGAGAGGAUGGAGGUCAUAGAGCUGGACGAUCACCCGUAUUUUGUGGGGGUGCAGUACCACCCAGAGUUCACGUCCCGUCCCAUCAAACCAUCGCCUCCCUACCUUGGUCUGCUGCUGGCGGCAGCAGGAAAGCUGCAGUCGUAUUUGCUCAAAGGAUGCCGACUUUCUCCUAGGGACACGUAUAGCGAUCGCAGCGGCAGCAGCACGCCAGACUCUGAGAUUUCAGAGUUGAAGUUGCCGUCUAUUGGAACGGAUUCUGCGUGAAGACGAGUUCCUCUCAGGAGGGAGCAGCUGCUCAUGUCCUGUGGCCUUGUGUGAUCUUGUAUUUUAAGCAUGUUUGUAGAAUAUUUCAAUAAAUAGGAUUCACACAAUUUC